Molecule: messenger RNA, 747 nt
Organism: Dreissena polymorpha
Lineage: Eukaryota; Metazoa; Mollusca; Bivalvia; Myida; Dreissenidae
Exons: 3
Coding region: 117-551 (144 amino acids)
Source: RefSeq, a predicted model, not a curated record
CCCUUUGCAAAGCUUGUCACGUUUCUGCGGAUAAAGACUCUGAAGACAGCGUGAAAUCUUUCCUGAAGUCACUGAUAAGUUGGCUGCGAGACGGAAGUUCAUUUUUUGCUGACGGUAUGACUAGAGCCUUCUCCGGCGCCAUUUCCGGCGGUGGCAGUGGACCGGAUACGAUUGCUCUCGAUGCAGCGAUAAUAAUAAUUGAGAAUAUCCUGGCCACUAGCAACACCAAUAGUAAGCUCGUGGAAACCCUCGAGAAGUUGAUCGACCUCCGAGACGUCGUGAAUAAUAGAAAGCAGCGCAACGGAAGUCGGGCGAACGCGGACCUGAAUUCAGAACGUGUCGGCAUGGAAAAUGAACGGUCACUAGCACAAGGCCAAGACUCGGAACCGGCUGUUACUGAGCGCGACUUCCAUAACAAGAACUGCUUAAAGCUUGGGCAUCUCUGCGGCUUUUACCGAGACUCCUGCUGCGCGCGCGAUACUGAAUACGACUCAAACGCGCCGCUCUACUGCAUCAGGCUUUCCGGCGGCGGAAAUUUCCUCCUGAUUUGACCGUUACGGGUACUGCGUGCCAAGCUACGACUCCUACAAGUGCGAAGAUAUGCAGAUGAUAUACAAACUUGAACAUCGUUAAUCGGCCGUUGCACCGAAAAUGCCGCAAUUUACGUGUAGGCGCCUGCUAGCGCGGUUUGUUGUGUCUUUAUCAUAAGCUCGUUUGACAACACUUUAAACGAUGUUCUUCACGCGC